This is a messenger RNA of Blepharisma stoltei, 3585 nucleotides long. The record is from the annotation of a GenBank genome assembly. NCBI's taxonomy places the organism in Eukaryota, Ciliophora, Heterotrichea, Heterotrichida, Blepharismidae.
AUGCAUAUCAAGCAGAUCAUCAUCAAAGGUUUCAAGACCUACCGAGAACAAGUCGUGGUUGGCCCUCUCUCUGCAAAAGAUAAUGUCUUCGUUGGGCUCAAUGGUCACGGCAAGUCUAACUUCUUCAACGCCAUCAUGUUUGUAUUUUCCGACAAGUUCUCUAAUAUCCGCAACGAAGACAAAAUUCGCUUAAUCCACGAAGGAGCAGCAGAAGCAGUAAAUACAGCCUCAGUUGAAAUAAUCCUUGAUAACUCUGAUGGGAGAUUGCCAGUCGAUAAAACCACUGUUUCGAUCAAGCGUAUCCUAAAGUCAAAUAAAGACGAAUAUUUCAUAGAUGCUAAGCACGUCACUAAAGGAGAUGUCAGCAAUUUGUUGGAAAGUGCAGGAUUUUCUAAAGCGAACCCUUAUUAUGUUGUCCAGCAAGGGCGCGUUGCAAGCUUGGCCGCCAUGAACGAAACCCAGUGUUUAGAGCUGCUUAAAGAAGUAGCUGGAACUAUUGUGUAUGACGAAAGAAAAGGAGAAAGCGAAAAACUACUUGAAGAAACCAAGAGGAAAAGAGACAAAAUCAAAGAAAUCAUGGGAAGGAUUGAAGACAGGAUGAGAGAGCUGGAGUCUGAGAGUGAUGAGCUUAAAAGAUACCAACAAAUUGAAAAAACGAGAAGGGCACUGGAGUAUAUUUUAUAUAAAAACCACGUACUAAAAUCACAAGAACAAAUCGAAGCUAUCGACCUAUCACAAAAUGACUUACUUGACAAAAUAAAUAACCUCAAAUUAAAUAAAAAUACUUUACAAGAGCAACUUGAUACGUAUGAAGCAGAGCUAGCUAAUAAAGCAGGCAUGGUUCAAAAAAACCAAUUGUCACUGCAGUCUUUAGAAGAAACAACGUCUAAUUUUCAUAACCAAAAAAUCCAGCUUGAAAAUCAAAUUCAUUCGCUAAAAGAAAGGCAUAGCAAUAUUGGGCUGGAGCACCAGAAAAUUGAAAAAGAACUAAAAUUUAUUGCAGAAGAGAGGAAAAAAGUAGAAAAAAUAGUCCAAGAAUUAAGGCCCAGGUUUGAAGAGCUAAAAGAAGAAGAGCAAAAAUUAAUGGGGAACUUGCAGUUUAAACAGAGAAGAAAAGACCAAUUAUUCGCAAAACAAGGGUCAGUUAUAAGAUUUAAAUCAAUUGAAGACAGAAAUAAAUUUUUAAGCAGCGAAAUUCAAGCAUUGGAGGAGCAUAGAAACGAAAUCAAAGAACAAGAAGCAGCCAUUGAAAGGGUGCUAAAAAAUGAUAGAAAAAGGGUCAAAGAUAUUGAAGGCAACUUACCAAUGAUUGAAGAACAAAUUCAAGAAGAAAAGGACAAAAUGUCAAAAUACGUGGAUGAGUUAGGAAAUAUCAAGCAAUCCCGAGCAAAAAAUGCAGUUGAAAUAAACAAAUUGAGAGGAGAAGAAGAAGCUCUGAAUAGUCAAAAAGAGCAAACUGAAUUGAAAAUUGCACAAGCCUCACACCGCUUACAAAUUCUUCUUCCAGGUCAGUUGUUUUCUACUUUAGAAAAAUUAAAAACCGAAUGCGCAAACUUGCCAGGGUAUUUUGGAAUCUUACUUGACCACAUCACUUUUUCCCAAAAAUUCCAAACAUGUGCAGACAUCGCAAGCAAGCUUAAAUGCUUCGCGAUAAUUGUGGAUACCUUUGAAACAGCCAAACAAGUUUUAGACAUCAAUGCAAGAAUUGGUGGAGAACGAAUCAACAUUUACCCUGCAGAAUGGCUACAUGAACUAAACAUAAAAGAUCGCGUUUACCCUUCUGGCUCUGACUCUAUCCCCCUUGUAAAACAAAUAAAAAUCAAAGAAGGAGCUCCAUUAGAUUUGAUGCCAAUAAUAAAAUAUAUAUUCGGUAAAACCUUGCUAGUCAGAAAUCAAGACGUCGCUAACCGUUAUGCAAAGGAAUAUAGACUGCAUUGCGUGACGCCUGAUGGACAAAUGGUUUAUUCAGGCGCGUAUAUGGUGAGGGCUGGCUUCCAUGAUAUUAAAAAAGAAAGAAUUAGGGUAUAUGCAGACUUAAGCAAGCUAAAAGAUGAGUUAAAUGAAAUCAGCCAAACUUUAUACCAAAUAAGGCUACAAAAGGAUCAAAAUCAGUCGCAUGAUACUGAACUGCAAAGGCAGACUCAGAAUAUUACUGCGCUUAAAGAUGCAGCUAAUAAUAAGCUACAGGCCUUGAAAAAUACUGAGCAAUCGCUGGAGCAGGAAAAACUGGAUCUUGCAAGGAAAAUUUCUGAAAAAGAAAAGCUCGCAGAAAUGUAUGCAAAAGAAAUAGCGAUGCUUAAUGAAAACAUACUGAAUGCCCAAAAUGAUAGAGAAAAAAAGGAGGUGGGAGACCUAAGCAAUGCAGAAAUUAAAGAAUUAGAAAGUCUACUUCAUGAUAUAGAAAACCUAGAAAAAGAAACCAUGAAUAUUUCUAACCAAAGACUGGAAAUCCAAAAUCAGCUAGAGCAAGCUGAGCUAAAAUUGACACAAUUUAUCCCAGAAAAAGAAAGAAAAUUCAAAGAAAAACUGGAAGAUUGCAAUAUAUCGCAACAAGCCAGAGACAGAAAAGAACUUGAAGAUGACCUUGCACAUGUAAACAGACUUCUCGAAAGUUCUGAAGAGCAAGCCAAACAGGCUGCCCAAGAGCUUAAAACCUGCAUCGCUCAAUCCAGAGAACUCAGUGAGAACGCUAAAAAACUAAAAGACCAGCAGCAGCGCAUCAUGACAGAAGUCGCCGAAAUGCAAAUAAAAGCUGACAAAGCAAGCCUCAAGCAUGCUCAUUUACUUGAAAUAAAAGAAGACUACCUCAAAAAAAUGGGCUCACUAGGCUCUUUGCCAGCAGAAGAGCACGAGAAGUACCGCAACGAAAACCCUAAAGAGCUAAUGCGGUGCUUAGAAGAAAACUCCCGAGAAAUUCAAAAAUAUAUGCAUGUGAACAAACGAGCACUGGAACAAUAUACAAGGUUUACUGACAAAAUCCAAGCUUUAAAAGAAAGAAUUGCAGAUUUAGACUCUUCUGAUAAUGCAAUUAAAGAGCUACUGACCCAUCUGGAUGGUGUUAAAGAUGAGGCUAUUAUAAGAACAUUUAGAAGCGUCGCUAAAAAUUUUGGUGAAGUUUUCCACGAAAUUGUCCCUCAAGGGAAAGGGAAGCUGAAGAUGAUAAAGGGGGAAGGAGAAGGGGUGGAUAAAUACAUAGGGGUAAGUAUUUCUGUAAGCUUCUCCAGAAAUGAUGAAUCUGUAUAUAAAAUGCAGCAGUUGUCUGGAGGCCAAAAAACUGCUGUAGCUAUUGCCCUGAUUAUUGCUAUUCAAAGAGCUGAUCCUGCACCAUUUUACCUCUUUGACGAGCUUGAUGCUGCUUUAGAUACUCAGCUGCGAAACUCUUUAGCUGCAUUAAUAAAUAGGUCAGCUGAUAAAGCGCAGUUUAUCAUGACUACUUUUAAGCCAGAACUCUGCAAAAAUGCAGCAAAAAUUUUUGAAGUGAAGUUCAAAAAUAAAGCAAGUACUAUCAGACAAAUAGAUAAGCCUAAAGCUUUAGAAAUCAUCCAGCAGGCAGCACAAGAGCCAAGGCCAAGCAAUGCUCAAUAA